GCCCAUUAUGUGGAUAUAACAAAACCCUAACCCUAGUGUUAGCUCACAUAUAUAAGCCUGGAUACUGCUUUUCUUUCCCUCUAUUGUUCUGAGAAGAGGUAGCGAAGAGGCCGCAGCACUAAGCCAACUCCAACUCCCUCCAUCUCGUCGUUCAGGAAAGUGAAGGAGAAAAUGGCAGCUUACGCAGCAAUGAAGCCAGCAAAGGCCGGGUUGGAAGAACCCCAGGAGCAGAUUCACAAGAUCAGGAUCACACUCUCUUCUAAAAACGUCAAAAACCUUGAAAAAGUUUGCGCUGACCUGGUUCGUGGAGCUAAGGACAAGCGACUAAGGGUAAAGGGACCAGUGAGAAUGCCCACAAAGGUUCUUCACAUUACUACUAGGAAAUCUCCUUGUGGUGAAGGAACCAAUACAUGGGACAGAUUUGAGCUCCGCGUCCACAAGCGUGUUAUUGACCUGUUCAGUUCCCCAGAGGUGGUCAAGCAGAUUACUUCAAUUACAAUUGAACCUGGCGUUGAGGUGGAAGUCACCAUUGCAGACUCAUAAAUGUUAAAUGUUUUGUGCUUUACUUUUUGGCUUUAUGCUGUUUAUUUAGUUCUUUAGAAAACUUUUUCUCCCUAUGGAUCUAUUUGAUUGGAACACGUGCUUCAGAUCUUCUGUUUGGAGGGAUGCUCAUAGGGUUAACUGUAGCAUGUGUUUUUGUUCGAUACUAUUUUGAAGCUAAAGAUUAUGUUAUGCAGAGUGACAGUUUUGCUUAUUCA
Molecule: messenger RNA, 758 nt
Organism: Manihot esculenta (cassava)
Lineage: Eukaryota; Viridiplantae; Streptophyta; Magnoliopsida; Malpighiales; Euphorbiaceae
Product: 40S ribosomal protein S20-1
Exons: 4
Coding region: 172-543 (123 amino acids)
Biological process (GO): translation
Cellular component (GO): ribosome; cytosolic small ribosomal subunit
Molecular function (GO): structural constituent of ribosome; RNA binding
Source: RefSeq, a predicted model, not a curated record